This is a messenger RNA of Trichoderma asperellum CBS 433.97, 1080 nucleotides long. RefSeq lists its product as uncharacterized. The record is from RefSeq and is a predicted model, not a curated record. Gene Ontology annotation, molecular function: zinc ion binding; DNA-binding transcription factor activity; sequence-specific DNA binding. Gene Ontology annotation, biological process: regulation of DNA-templated transcription; DNA repair. Lineage: Eukaryota; Fungi; Ascomycota; Sordariomycetes; Hypocreales; Hypocreaceae.
AGCCAGUUCUCCAACAGCUUUCUCAGUGAUACAUCUAUCAUACUAUGGAAAAGUACGCGGUCGAUCUCGCUAUGCCGGCGCUGCAGAUGCCCCUCUUCAACGACGACGACACCAAGUGGCAAGCCGUGCAGUCUCGCGAUCCCAACGCCGACGGCUUCUUUGUCUACGGCGUGCGCACCACCAAAGUCUUUUGUCGACCAACAUGCAAGGCCAGGCUGGCGCGCCGGGCCAACGUGCGGUUCUACGCCACCGGGGAUGAGGCCAAGCAGAACGGCUUCCGGGCGUGUAAGCGGUGCAAGCCCGAGGUGCUGGGGCUGAUGCCGGAGGAGGAAGCGGUGCAGAAGAUUCGGGUGUUUGUGCGGGACCAGUCUGCUGCCGGCACGGACCGCGUCUUUGGCGACACGCGCAUGAGCUUGAGCCAGAUGGCCAAGAAGACGGGCCUGUCCAAGUGGCAUUUCCAUCGCGUCUUCAAGAAGUGCGUGGGCAUCACGCCUGUCGAGUACCUCAAGAGACUGCGAGAUAACACCGCCAGCAUGAGUCCCGACGUUGAGAGCGACGGAACAUUCAGCUGGACAGACCAGCUUGAUCUGACCAGCUUGGACAUGGACUUUGACUUUGACUUUGGAUUCCUCAAUGAUCCUCUUGCUGUUGACCAAAGCACACAGAGCUCAUCGACAAUCUCACAAAGCGAUUGCUCAUCGUUCUCAUUCGACGAUCUCCUGGUCUGGCCCGACAGCAACGCAAACGAGUAACGGUAUUAUACUAUGUACCACUUACAGAGAGCACCAGUCAUGAAAGUAAACAUAUACGUCAUACAUAAGCAAGCUCUCUCUGCAGCAAGGUAAAAGAGCCUGCACCCAAGCCCUCGAAGCCGCGAAAUGUCCACAGUCUGCUGACUCUUCGGGAACAGCGCAAGCGCAUUUAAGAGCCCAUAUUUCGGGCUUCGGCAAAUUCGAGCCAUGCAAAACUCUCCUCGCUUUCGGGUGGCGACUGAUGACAUUUUAACCCAUUCUCAGAUUCACGCCGCAGCCUAGGCAAAUAUGCCGCUCGGUCUACGAAGGAUUUAAAACAGGCUUGCUU